Molecule: messenger RNA, 792 nt
Organism: Anoplophora glabripennis (Asian longhorned beetle)
Lineage: Eukaryota; Metazoa; Arthropoda; Insecta; Coleoptera; Cerambycidae
Exons: 6
Coding region: 1-792 (263 amino acids)
Biological process (GO): G protein-coupled receptor signaling pathway
Cellular component (GO): membrane
Molecular function (GO): peptide binding; G protein-coupled receptor activity
Source: RefSeq, a predicted model, not a curated record
AUGGGAGAAUCCUAUCGGGCCUCCAAUGGCAGGAUGCGCCUGAGACGGUCCGACAUCAGCAACAUCGAGCGAGCGAGGAGCAGGACCCUUAGGAUGACCAUCACCAUCGUGGCGGUCUACAUCUGGUGCUGCACCCCCUACGUAAUCAUCACGCUAUGGUACAUGUUCGAUAGAGAAGGAGCUACUAGACUACCAAAAUGGCUGCAGGAUACUUUCUUCAUGAUGGUGGUGUCCAACAGCUGUAUGAACCCCAUAGUCUACGGAAGUUACGUCAUCAGUUGCAGACACAAUUACUGUUGCUGCUUCAGCUGUUUUAAAAGAGGGUCAAUAGAUACACAUCUAACCGAUGGUGAUAUACAAUUGGCGGCUGGGCAAAGAAAGGAGAUAGCUAGAAGAGUGAUAAAGUGCGUUCUUGGUCUAAAAAAAGUGGGUUCCGGCGCAACGAGAAGCACUGCAAUGGGGAAUGCAAUAACCCGCUCCCCCAUCGAAAAGUCACCGCCACAAAAGACAGGGGCGGUAAUAAAGAGAGGAGACAUUGCCAGGAAGCGCCCGCCCAGCGUGGGCCACACCACAUUCUUCAGCGAGCACUCCUCCAGCUGCUCAGGAAGGGUGUCCUUCCACAGCGAGCCGGUGACCACCCCCUACUCUUUCCUGGAGCAGCAAACUCUGGGGAUUCUAGCCAGUUCCGAGCCUAACAUGUCGCCCAAGGGCAAUGUCAAGAUCAGCAUCAACGAUUCCGAAGUGUACUAUAACCGUGCUUACAGUGAACGGUCUCGGACUAGGAACAUCUAG